UUUUGUGAAUUUGCGUGUUCUGGGGUUUUCCACACGAAAACACACACGUGAUUGCUCGAUUUGAUCGAUUAAUUGGUUUAAAGUUACUAAGAACUCUUUGCUCUGUAUCAGUAACGCGUGGAUUAAAAACUCAUUAAAGAUUUAGCGCCUGUCGUCUCAUUAUCGAUUACCAUUGGUCGAUAUAAACCUAAUUUUCCGAACUUUUGGGUCCAGUUGAUCGAACAUUCUCCAGCUCCGGUUAAUUGAGCCCAGAAAAAAUGACGUUUUCCAGUGUUGCCGCAUUGGGAUUUUUCCUGAUCGUUGCUGCCAAUGGCGCUCCAUCAGCCAGUCUCUACAAGAGCGUCGACUGCUCCAAUCCGACCAAUCAGGUCAUUUUACACCCUCACCCUACCAGCUGCUCGCAUUAUCUGCAAUGCAACCAUGGCACGCCACUGGAGCGCCCAUGUGCCCCCGGCACCGAGUUCAGCCCUUCUAUUGGUGUGUGCGUCCAUCCAUGGCAGUCGGACUGCACUGCUGAGGACUCAGUAGAAGAUGAAGAAGAUUCAGAAGAACCAGAAGAACCAGAAGCACCAGAAGCUGAACUGGAGGAAGAGGAGGAAGUCGAGGAAACAACGCCGCAAGGGUCACUUGAGGACGAAGAGGUGGAGGAAGGAAAUGGGAUAAAAGGCGCUUCAGAGGCAGAAUCCGAAGAAGCAGCGCAGCCAAGCUCAGAAGAGGUGGAACCAGCUGAAGACGAAGCUGCUUCAGAGGAGGGCGAGCCUGAGGCGAUUUCGCCUGAAGUGACCUGCCAAUCCAGAGCAGACAGUUUCUUCCUGGCUGAAUACCCGGCUGAUUGCACAACCUACGUGAUCUGCAACUUUGGCCAAGCGGUGCUCAGAAGCUGCUCAGACGGCGAAUACUUCAACCCCAGCAUCUCCACCUGCACCGUUGACGGCUCACAUUGUGCCUAAUUUUCAUUUGAUAAUAUAGGAACUCAUUGAAGUAGCA
Dendroctonus ponderosae (mountain pine beetle) is the source of this 987-nucleotide messenger RNA. RefSeq names its product DEAD-box ATP-dependent RNA helicase 28. Bases 258 to 950 code for a protein of 230 amino acids. The record is from RefSeq and is a predicted model, not a curated record. Gene Ontology annotation, cellular component: extracellular region. Gene Ontology annotation, molecular function: chitin binding. NCBI's taxonomy places the organism in Eukaryota, Metazoa, Arthropoda, Insecta, Coleoptera, Curculionidae. The transcript is spliced from 4 exons.